Xenia sp. Carnegie-2017 is the source of this 1758-nucleotide messenger RNA. RefSeq names its product U1 small nuclear ribonucleoprotein 70 kDa-like. The transcript is spliced from 10 exons. Gene Ontology annotation, cellular component: precatalytic spliceosome; U2-type prespliceosome; U1 snRNP. Gene Ontology annotation, biological process: mRNA splicing, via spliceosome. The record is from RefSeq and is a predicted model, not a curated record. The coding region runs from base 116 to 1465 and encodes 449 amino acids. Lineage: Eukaryota; Metazoa; Cnidaria; Anthozoa; Malacalcyonacea; Xeniidae. Gene Ontology annotation, molecular function: mRNA binding; U1 snRNA binding.
ACCCCACGCGGCCAACUCAAUAGAAAUCCUCGCUUCUUGACUUCUACACUCGUUAUUGUGUUCUUAUUUCGUCGAAGCUGGUAGAGUUUGCAAAUAUUUUAAUUUUAUAGUCGAAAUGACCGCGUUUUUACCGUCAAAUCUUUUGGCAUUAUUUGCUGCUAGACCUCCCAUACCAUAUCUUCCGCCUCUGGAUAAACUAGGUCAUCAGAAAAAGCCUUGGCCGUACAGUGGAAUUGCGAGUAUCGUUGCUGACUUCGAGGAUCCUGAAGACACACCUGCUCCAACUCGUGCAGAAACUAGAGUUGAAAAAAUAGAAAGAAAGAAAUGUGAAAGAAUUGAGAAAAACAAAGCGGAUUUGGAGAGAGCUGCAGAAGAAUGGGAUCCUCACACUGAUCCAAAUGCAGUCACCGAUGCAUUUAAAACUUUAUUUGUUGGCAGACUGAAUUACGAUACAUCUGAAAAUAAACUGCGGAGAGAGAUGGAGGUUUAUGGUCCUGUAAAAUCGAUUCAAAUGGUGACCAAUUCUACCACAGGAAAACCUCGUGGUUAUUGUUUUGUCGAGUUUGAACAUGAAAGGGACAUGCAUACCGCUUAUAAACAUGCUGACGGUAAGAAGAUUGAUGGCAGGCGUAUAGUAGUUGAUGUAGAAAGAGGAAGAACAGUGAAGAACUGGAAACCUCGACGUUUAGGUGGAGGGCUAGGUGGCACACGAAAUGGUGCUCCUGAAGCAAACAUAAAGCAUUCUGGCCGCGUCGAAAAUUUUGACAGGGAUCGCGAGCGAGAUGAACGUGAUCGUGGUGGUGAAUAUCGUGAUCGUUCAAGGCGUGAUCGUGAACGAGACCGUGGCCGUGAUAGAGAUCGCGAUAGACAUGAUCGUCGCCGAGAAAGGGAUCGUGAUGGUCGGGAUCGCGAGGGUCGGGACCGUGAGAUUCGGGACCGCGAGGGUCGAGACCGUGAGGGUCGAGACCGUGAGGGUCGAGACCGUGAGGGUCGGGACCGUGAGGGUCGGGACCGUGAAGGUCGGGACCGUGAAGGUCGGGACCGUGAAGGUCGGGACCGUGAAGGUCGAGACCGUGAAGGUCGGGACCGAGAGGGUCGGGAUCGGGAUAGAGACAGGGAUCGGGAGAGACGGCGUAAUCGUGAUGAUGAAAAAAGUCGGGAUGGUGAAAUGCGUGAGCGUGUUGAUAGUGGUCGUGAACGUGGUGAAGAGCGUUCACGUGAGGAGGAACGUGGUUGGGAACGUGAUGGCUAUCGUGAAGACGGCGGAAUAGAUGAUCGUGAUGAAGAUUACUCACGUGAACGUGAUCGACGAUACAAGCGUGAGCGUAAUGAAGAUGUAGAGCGUAAUGGUGAAAACAGAGAAGAUGAAGUAAAGAAAAUUAAGACUGAAGACGGUCGCUAUGAUGGAUAUGAUUUGAAUGUGGUGAGAAAAAUCAAAGAAGAACCUAGAGACGACUAUUAUUGAUGAUAUAUAUAAUUUGCAUUCACUUUAUGUAUUCAAAAACGGUAGUAAGCAAUGUGCAGAAUUGUUUGUUGGUUAUCAGGGAGGGUUUUUAGCGUUUCUUUGUGUUUGACUGUUCUCUACCUGCGUCAUUCAAGAAGAAAAGCGACAACCAUGCUGUGUUGGAAGUUUAUUUUGUAUUUUAUGGACAAUACGCAUUUCUAAAGAACGCUAAGAUUAUUUUUAAGAUUUUACUCUUUAUAUUUACUGAAAAGCUUUUUCGAGUAUUUUAUCAAAGUAGAGGAUGCUCUCAGCUA